CAGGGCCCCAAGCUCUUCUUUCAUCGCGCACACCAAACGUAACCUUUUCCCACCUCCAUCAACAUUACCUCGAAACUGUACAACCGCGAGAUACGAGCCCAUAUCCUUCGACCGCAUUAUCCACUAGACCUCCCUCUAUAUGACCAUCCCCAACACGACCAUGGUCUCCACCAAAAAGGUCCUCGUCCUAGGCGCAACAGGCAAGCAAGGCGCUGCCGUCGUCGACGCUCUCCUCGACCUCCCAUCUAGCUCACCAACCCUCGAGAUCCUCGCCCUUACACGAAGCCCCGAGUCCGCAAAGAUCAAGUCCCUCAUCGAGCCAGCAAAGGCCAAGGGCGUCACUGUCACGCCCGUCCAGGGAGACCUCAAGGACUCCCCAGCGCCAGUCUUCGAAGCCCACCCACGCGUCGACACAGUCUUCAUCGUGACCACCAUCGGUAAUGAGGACGCCAUCGGAAAGGCCUGGGUUGAUGCCGCCAUCGACAAGGGAGCAGCCUCGCAGAUCGUGCUGACGUCCGUUGACCGUGGGGGCGAGGAUAAGUCAUGGGUGAACCCGACCGAUGUACCGCACUUCUUGCAAAAGCACGCCAUAGAAGUGCAUCUCCGUGAUCGUGCAGACGCGCUUGAGAAGAAUGGCAGAAAGCUUCGCUGGACUAUUCUGCGCCCGACGGCGUUCUUGGAUAACACCAACCCGGGCAUGUUUGGCAAGGUGUUUGCGGCCAUGUGGUCCACGCUACCCGCCGAUCGGAGCUUGCAGCUCGUCUCGGUGCGAGAUAUCGGCCUCUUUGCGGCCAAGGCUAUUGGUAACCCCGAGAAGUGGGAUAGGAGAGCUGUGUCGCUUGCGGGCGACAGCGUCACUUACGCCCAGGCGAGAGAGACGUUCAAGAGAGUAGUCGGCAGCGAUAUGCCGCAGACGUACACCAUCUUUGGUCAGGGCAUGCUCUGGGCUAUCGCGGAUGUAGGCAAAAUGUUUGAGUUCUUUAGAACUGAGGGCUAUGGGGCGGAUAUUCAAGUUCUGCGGAAGGAGGAGCCACGUUUGCAGACUUUUGAGGCUUGGCUUAAGGAGAGUAGUGGAUGGAAGAGUGAGAUAAGCGGCCUUUGAUAUCUCGAGAAAGAAAUGCAGCGUUAUGAUAUGAUGGAUGAGG
Colletotrichum scovillei is the source of this 1145-nucleotide messenger RNA. Its product is annotated as NmrA-like family protein. Bases 140 to 1102 code for a protein of 320 amino acids. NCBI's taxonomy places the organism in Eukaryota, Fungi, Ascomycota, Sordariomycetes, Glomerellales, Glomerellaceae. The transcript has a single exon. The record is from RefSeq and is a predicted model, not a curated record.